GUUUACAUGGUUGAAAGGUCAAAGGUUACGUAAAAUUCCUGUAACUUUGACUCGAGACGGACGAUCUUCGACCUUGAAAGACUACUGUAUCUGGACUUGAACAAAAUUGAAGUAAACCUAAAGAAGAAGAGGAAGAAGGGAUGGCAGAUUCUGAUGUCACUACUUUGGCUGCACUCAACUUCUACUGCCAAGAGAAGUUAUAUCGCCAUGUGCAGCGAGUGGCACUAGAGGCAAUCAAGAAGUAUGGCAGCGACCCUGUUCUUAUGUUUUUCAAGGGCUAUGGCCUCAUACUGGAAGAUCGGCUGAGUGAAGGUAUGAGAGAGUUGGAAUCCAUCCGUGACAAGCCAGAAGUCACCUUGUGCACCACCAUGGCUCUCAUGUAUGCUCACAAGAAGUCCAAGAAUGUCGAUAGGGAGGCAGUUCAGGAGCUAGAUGCCAAGAUGAAAGAAGACAGAAAGAAAGCAUCUGACAAGGCUGUGUAUUUUGCCGCUCUGUUUCUGUGGCAUACCGGUCGUCAUGACAAAGCCAGGGAGUAUGUGGAUAGGUCAAUCAAGAUGGCUGGAGGAUCAUCACUUGAGGGUUCAACGCUUAGAGGUUGGAUUGAUCUCACCUCGGGCAGGGACAACUAUCUCAAGAAGGCUGGAAAAUUCUUUGAGGAAGUGCUCAGUGCCACCCCCAAGGCUAUCGAUGCUCUCAUUGGCAAGUCCCGUUACAUGAGCAUGAGACACAACUACACCGGAGCGUUGGACCUCAUCAACCAGGCUGUAGUCUCCUAUCCAGGAUUCAUGCCGGCGCUCAUGGAGAAGAUGAGAUUGCAGCUUGCGCUACAGGACUGGGAACAGACCGUCGAGUCUGCACAAAGAGCUCUAGUCCAAGAACCUAAUUGCAUAGAAGCACUUCGACUGAUUAUCCUUCAAAUACUCUGCAGAGAGGGAAAUUAUGAAGAGGCUGCAGCAAGGAUUGGAGAGCUGAUUCAACUCAUUGACCGAUUUGAACCCAAGAAUGCACACAUCUACUGCCAUCUCUCCAAGACAUUCAGUCGAGUGUGCUCUCGCAAUCAGCAGAUCCUUCUUCAGACCCUGACCAUGGUGGAGAGGGCCAUCGGUCUGGACGGUAACAACUCAGACUUCCACAACGAGAGUGGUUAUCAGCAGAUGAUGCAGGGCAAGAACAGGGAUGCAGUCAAGGCAUACCGUAUGGCCAUGAAGCUGGACGAGACAAGUGUUGUUGCACUCACAGGUAUUAUCCGGUUCCAGUUGGAAGAUGGUCAGUUAGAUGAUGCAGAACAACAGCUAGACUUUCUGGGAGAGAUUCAAGAGACCAUUGGCAAAUCAUCGGACAUCCUAUUCCUGCGAGCCAUGCUGUCCAGGAAGCGUAACAAGCCUGCAGACGAGACGGUCAACCUCCUCAAUGAAGCCAGCACUGUCCACUUCCAAUCCCUCAAGGGUCUGCCCCUUGGAGCCGACUACUUCACUCUCAUGAAUCCAGAUUUCUUGGUGGACAUGGUCAAAGAAUAUCUCCUCUUUGCUCCUACUGAGCCUCAAGGAGCCGGUCAACCUGCAGACCCAGCCCUGGCGAGAUGCAACGCGGUCCUAGAUCCGAUCUGUAAGGCAGUACCUGGUCUACUGGAGGGGUUCUACCUCCAGGCCAGGGUCAAGUUCUUGUUGGGCCAAGUGGAGCAGGCCCAGACUAGCCUGCAGCACUGUUUGGACCACAACCCAGAAUAUGCUGAUGCGCACUUGCUCAUGGCACAGAUAUACCUUCAUCUUGGAAACUACCAGAAGUCAUCUCAGUCCUUGGAAAUGGGUCUCAGCUACAACUUUGAGGUGCGUGAGAUGCCUCUGUAUCACCUGAUCAAGGCUCGUACCCAGAAGAAGAUGGGAGAGAUGGAGGAGUGUUGUAAGACUCUCCAGGCUGCCAUGGCUCUACCUGGGAUCAAAAAGAGAGCUGUAUCUGCUUCAAGGAGAGUGAAGGGUGGACCUAUAUCAAUGACAGACAGGGUCUCUGUCUUCUUGGAGCUGGCAGAUGCAUACCGGCAGACUGGUGCAGAGCAUGAAGCAGCCAAAGUGAUGCAGGAUGCCAUCAAUGAGUUCAGCAGGACAUCGGAAGAGAUACGGGUGACCAUUGCCAAUGCUGACCUCUCCCUUGCUAGAGGAGAUGUAGAACAGGCUCUGUCCAUGCUAAGGAACAUCUCACCAGAACAAAGUUAUUUUGUGAAAGCCAGAGAGAAGAUGGCCGAGAUUUAUCUGCACCAUCGAAAGGACAAGAAACUCUAUGCAAGCUGCUACAGAGAGUUGGCAGAGAAGUAUCCCAGCUCUCAGACAGCCCUGUUGCUGGGUGAUGCAUACAUGUGCAUCCAGGAGCCUGAGAAGGCCAUUGAAAUCUAUGAGAAAGCACUCAAGAAGAACCCUAGAGACAGUGCUCUGGCCAGCAAGAUCGGUCAAGCAAUGGUCAAGACACAUCAGUAUGGAAGGGCAAUCAAUUACUACGAGGCAGCCCUAAAGACAGGAGGUCAAUCCUUCUUGAGGCAUGACCUGGGUGAGCUGUUGCUCAAGCUGAGACAUUAUGAGAAGGCUGAGAAGACACUUAGGAUCGCUCUAGAACAUGAACAAUCAAAUGAGCUGACGGUGUUGAUGGAUGAUGCUAAGCUACUAGUCUUACUGGCUAAGGUUCAUAGGAAAGGAAACAAGUUAGAGGAUUCCAUGCUAGCUCUCACCAAGGCAAGGGACAUGCAAGCAAGGGUUCUCAAGAGAGUACAAGUUGAACAACCUGAUGCUGUGACAGCUCAGAAGACAUUGGCCACAAGCAUCUGUUCCCAAAUGGCAGAGCAGUGUAGCACUCAGCGAGCCUUUGACAAGGCCAUCAAGUUUUACAAGGAAGCCUUGGUGUACUCCAGUCAAGACACCAAGGUGAUGCUAGAACUAGCCAGACUUUACCUGGCAAAGUCGGAGUUGGACUCGUGCCAACAUCAGCUGGUCCAGCUGCUUCAGAUAGACAAUGAUAAUGACUCGGCUCUUGUGAUGAUGGCGGAUCUGAUGUUCAGGAAAGGAGAGUAUGACCAAGCCAUGUUCCAUUUCCAGCAGUUAUUGGAGAGAUCCCCUGACCACUAUGAAGCCUUGGCCAGACUGGUUGAUUUGAUGAGAAGAGCAGGCAGACUAGAGGAAGUAUCCCACUUCUUGGACCAAGCGCAGAAAGCCUCACCUCGAGCUCCCCUGGACCCUGGCUUCAACUACUGCAAGGGACUCCAAGAAUGGUACAUUGGUAAUCCGAACCUGGCCCUGAAGCACUUCAACAUGGCGCGGAAAGACAGUGACUGGGGACAGAAGGCCAUCUCUAACAUGAUAGAGAUCUGUAUCAAUCCUGACAAUGAAACCAUCGGAGGAGAAACUUUUGAGAGCGGAGACCUUGAUCAAGCAUCUAUAAACGAGAAAGCAGACUCUGAACAAGUAGCAGCAAAGACGGCAGAAAAACUUAUCAAGGAAUUGAAACCAAGUGAAGGAAGUGAUACUCAUCUCAUCCAGGAGAUCUACGUUCUCAUGGCAACCAAGUCUAAGGCUAAUAUCGAGAAGGCUCUGUCAGCAUUCAUGGAGCUGGUCUCCAAUUCCGAGAGGGAGAAUGUUCCAGCUCUACUAGGUGUAGCUACUGCUUACAUGAUGCUCAAGCAAACACCGAGAGCUAGAAACCAACUCAAGCGUAUCGCCAAGAUGGAAUGGAACCCUGUGGAUUCCGAGGAGUUUGAGAAGAGCUGGCUUCUACUCGGUGAUGUCUACAUCAACUCUGGCAAGUUUGACAUGGCUAAUGAACUGCUCAAGAAAUGCCUCAAACACAACAUGUCUUGCUGCAAGGCUUAUGAGUAUCUUGGUUUCAUCAUGGAGAAAGAGCAGUCCUACCAAGAUGCAGCGAACAGCUAUGAGAAAGCUUGGAAGUUUGGAAACCAGAAUAACCCUAAUAUAGGUUACAAGCUGGCAUUCAACUACAUGAAAGCCAAGCGCUUUGUGGAUGCCAUUGACAUCUGUCACAAGGUGCUGGCUGUUCAUCCGGACUACCCUAGGAUGCGCAAGGACAUUCUAGACAAGGCUAGGGCCAGUAUAAGGGCUUAAUAUCUGGUCUAAGACCAGGUCUCAUAUGGGAGCUUUUAUUUUCAAGGACAUUCUGGACAAGGCUAGGUCCAGUAUAAGGGCUUAAGAUCUGGACCAAGACUGGGUCUCAUAUGGGAGCUUUUAUUUUCUAAGGACAUUCUAGACAAGGCUAGGUCCAGUAUAAAGGCUUAAGAUCUGGACCAAGACUGGGUCUCAUAUGGGAGCUUUGAUUUUCAAGGAAAUUCUAGACAAGGCUAGGUCCAGUAUAAGGGCUUAAGAUCUGGAACAAGACUGGGUCUCAUAUGGGAGCUUUGAUUUUCAAGGACAUUCUAGACAAGGCUAGGUCCAGUAUAAGGGCUUAAGAUCUGGACCAAGACCAGGUCUCAUAUACGAGCUUUGAUUUUCAAGGACAUUCUAGACAAGGCUAGGUCCAGUAUAAGGGCUUAGCGUUGGACCAAGACUAAAUUUUGUUUGAGAUUAUCCCACGUUUGAGACAAGCUUUAUCUUUCAAGGAGAUUCUGAAGAAGAAUAGGUCCAAGCAUUUGGACUAAGAACAAGGGAGCGUGUAACAACUUAUAACUAUCGGGUAGAUUUGGGGCAAGGGUAACUUGUCUUCUAAGGCUCAUGUACAUUUUUGGUAGCAAAAAGAAAAAUUUGAAAGAAACAUGUUAAAUAUAGUCUCAUGUUGUUCUCCUUGUAUAACAAAAUAUAUGUACGAGAUCGUUUGGUAUUCUCACUGUCCAUGAUUUCCUGUGAACUGUAGGAUCCUUCCACCCCAAUGGCUCCCUGCACAUCAAUCUAGGCACUUCUCUUGGAGACAGCAUGUGUGUGUGUAGACUGUAGUACACACAGUACUUACACGAGUAGUGCAGGCUGCCAUUGUAAGAAUUUACUUUCUCACAUAUGUUUAAUAUUUCACUUGGGGAGGAAAAAGAUCCACAGCAGCAUUGUAGUGCUGGUAUCUUCCUAUUCAUCAUCUAAAAUCAAAGAAAUCUGUCAUAAUUUUUUUUUGAGGGCCUACCAAAAUUGUUCAUCAGCUUCGAGGUCAUUGUAGACCAUAGAUAUUUCUAGUACAAGGGCCUAGACCAAGAUCACUUCUCAUAUAAGAGCUUGAUAUAUUUUGCAAAGAUAUUUUGGAUAAGGUUUGAUCGAGAUGUGACAUAUGAGCUUUUACUAUGAACAAGAUUAUGAACAAUAGAUGAUUUCAUGCAUAAGCCUACAUUUGUGGCAGGACUGACAAUUUGGUGAAGUCUAGGUCCAGUGUACAAGCUUAGACCAAGUUCUAGAAUAAUAUUGAAUGAAAAUUAAUUAGGUCUAGUACGUAAGCAAUAAUCAGGGGGUAGAUCCACCUUAAGACCAUGUAUGCUAACGGACACAGAUUUUUUUACAUCAGAAAAAGUGUAUGAAUGAAUCUUGUUUACCUAAAUGCUUACAAAAUAUGCCAUUUUAUAAUUUGUUUUAGUGUUGCCUCAAGUUUGCAUGUUAUGUGUGAUCAUGUAAUUCAAAUACCCUCUUUAAUUGAGGCAUUCUUUUUGUUAAAGGCACUUAAAUUGUUUUCAGAGGUAGAAAAUAUAUCUUUUUUAUUUUCCUAUCCUGCAACCAUCUUAACCAUACAGCUGAUGAUCAGUAAAAGAGUACAGUUUUCAAGAUUGGGAAUCAAGAGUGGGCAUGAAUUUUCAUAUAUCUAUGCUGGAUAUAUGAAUCAUUUGUCACAACUUUAGGUGAUUUUCACUUAUUUUGAUGUAUGUUCAGAACUUCUUUCUAAAUAAGUCAAUCAAUUUUUUUUUAAAGUGUAUAUUAGUGUAUGAUAAAUAAUCUGUGUGUUAUAUUCGCUUCUUUCACCUUGAAUUGUUGACAAUUCUAAUCAAUUGAAGACUUUUUCUUUUCAAUACUAAGAUUAUAAUUAAUUGCAAAGAUAUAUUGUAUAGUGAAAUAAAUUGUAUAUAUAGAUAUUUAAA
Molecule: messenger RNA, 6037 nt
Organism: Strongylocentrotus purpuratus (purple sea urchin)
Lineage: Eukaryota; Metazoa; Echinodermata; Echinoidea; Camarodonta; Strongylocentrotidae
Gene: ttc21b
Product: tetratricopeptide repeat protein 21B
Exons: 33
Coding region: 141-4100 (1319 amino acids)
Biological process (GO): protein localization to cilium; intraciliary retrograde transport
Cellular component (GO): intraciliary transport particle A
Molecular function (GO): protein binding
Source: RefSeq, a predicted model, not a curated record